UUUUUUUUUCGUUCCGAUUUCGUUUUUCCUCUUCUUCCGGAUUGCUUUCGAUUGUUUAUUUUAUUUUUCUUCUGCCGCUUCGUCGCUGUUGCUCGGCACCUUGUAUCGUCCGCCACGCACCGUUAGUUUAUCGUCGUACCUCUCUCCGAAUUCCGUUCGUUCUAUCUGUUUUUCUCUCACUCACUCUCCCUAUUCUCAUAUCUCUAUCUUUCUCUCUCUACCUCUUUCUCACUAUUUUGCCGACGGACACACGUGUAUUCGGGGCCCGCUACCCUACUGUGCCGCGCGCAAGAAAAACUAUAACCUUAAAACCGAUUGUGUCCUUCUUCUCCGGCUGACAUCUUUCCGCGUAGCCGGAGUGCAACAGUGGUGCGAUGUCAUAAUAAAUAACAAUGACAAGAUUCUUAAGAACCAUGUGAUAAGUUGUAUAAUGUUAUUCGUGGUAUGUUUGCACACAUCUACAAAAUGAUUAAGUAACCCGGACGGGCCGGUAGGAGAGUGAGCGCCCCCACCGUCAUCAUGUCCGACACGGCGGCCAAUUGCGGUUACGGUAGCGGCGAAGAGACAGCCUCGCUGCUGGUGAAAAGCCCUCCGCCGGUGGUGCGGUCGACGGCCGCGCAGGGCACCGGCGGCGGUAUAUCGUCAUCCGGCAAACCCGUGCUAACCAGACAGGACUGCACCACGUCGCUGAUCCCAUACCACUACCGGGACCUGCGGAACGCAACGCCCACACUGGGCAGCAGCGACGACAGUGGGCCACCAAUCGACAGCGGCGUGAGCGCGGCCGCCAGGUCGGUGCCGGACAUCGAGCUGCACUGCCGGUACCUGGCCGUCAACCGGUGCCAGUGCCAGCGGCGCAAGAGCCACUGCAUCUCGCGUUCGGUGUCCCGCGAGAGCGUGCGCACGGCCGGCGGCGUGGGCGGCGUGUCCUCCGCUUCCGGUGUCCACGGUGGCGGUGGUGGUGGUGGUGGUGGUGGGGGCGGCGUCGGGUCCGCUUACGCGCUGUCACCGCCGCCGCCCGUGCUACUGACCACGUCGCCCAGCUCCCGCAUCAUCCGGCAGAGCUCGCAGCCCGAGGCCACCGGCAGCGUGUCCAUGUGCUCCGGCCACUGCUGCCACAUGCACCACCAGCCCAGCUCGUCGCUGCGCCAGCUCAGGGAUCCGGCCGACAACAUAGCGAUGAUCGCGGCCGAUUCGCUGCGGAUCAACGGCGCAAUCAGACAAUUCCGACAGGCGGGAAUCCUGCUCUCAGCUCAGACGUUGGCGGCUCAGGGAACUCAGGCGCGUCGGGUACGACUCAGACGUGCAUUAACAGAAGCUGCAAAUUCAGACACAGUUCCAAUCAUCAAAACGCUGCGAAAGCACACGUCAUCGACAUUGUCGAUCACUAGUGGGAUGAAGGUUAGCGGUUCUGGUGGCCGAGGCGAUAGCGGCGUAGUGGGCGAGGAAGCCGGCAUAGCAUUGGUUAGCAUACAUUCCGACUAUCCCCGCUACACCGAAGAACGUACCGGAUUGGUGUGCAAGGGUACCAGCUUAGUAGGUUCCAGUGGUAAUAUAACCGGCAGUAAACAUAAACCAAACGUUGGAUACAGACUGGGUAGGCGUAAAGCACUUUUCGAAAAACGAAAAAGAAUCAGUGAUUACGCUCUAGUGAUGGGCAUGUUUGGAAUCAUAAUCAUGGUCAUCGAGAAUGAGCUGGCUAGUGCAGGAGUGUACUCAAAAACGUCAUUCUAUUCUACAUCACUGAAAACGCUCAUAUCCGUAUCCACCAUCAUUUUGCUGGGAUUAAUCAUGGCUUAUCAUGCGCUCGAAGUACAGUUGUUCAUGAUCGACAAUUGCGCCGACGACUGGCGGAUCGCGAUGACGUGGCAGCGGAUCGCCACCAUCACGAUGGAGCUGGUGAUAUGCGCGAUCCACCCAAUCCCGGGCGAGUAUUACUUCGAGUGGAAAACGAAGCUGGCCAACAAACACGGGAAACUGGAGACGCGGUGGGUGCCGUACGACGUACCGCUGUCGCUGCCAAUGUUCUUCCGGCUGUACCUCAUCUGCAGGGUUAUGCUGUUGCACAGCAAGCUGUUCACGGACGCGUCGUCCCGCAGCAUCGGCGCCCUGAACCGGAUCAACUUCAACACGAGGUUCGUGCUGAAAACGCUCAUGACCAUAUGCCCGGGCACGGUGCUGCUCGUGUUUAUGGUGUCCCUGUGGAUAAUCGCCAGCUGGACGCUCAGGCAGUGCGAGAGGUUUCAUGAUGAAGAUCACGCUAACCUGCUGAACUCCAUGUGGUUCAUAGCGAUCACGUUCCUGAGCGUGGGCUUCGGAGACAUAGUGCCAAACACUUACUGCGGUCGUGGCAUUGCGGUCACCACCGGCAUAAUGGGUGCUGGAUGCACAGCUCUUCUUGUGGCCGUCGUAUCACGUAAAAUGGAGCUGUCUAGGGCAGAAAAACACGUUCAUAAUUUCAUGAUGGACACUCAACUUACAAAACGACUGAAAAACGCUGCGGCUAAUGUUCUUAGAGAGACGUGGCUGAUAUACAAACACACCAGACUGGUGAAAAGGGUAAACGCAGGCAGGGUUAGAACACACCAACGAAAGUUUCUAUUGGCUAUAUAUGCGUUGAGAAAAGUGAAAAUGGACCAAAGAAAAUUAAUGGAUAACGCAAAUACAAUAACAGACAUGGCCAAAACGCAGAACACUGUUUAUGAAAUAGUAUCAGACAUGAGUAACCGAUACGAUGCGUUUGAAGAACGUUUGGUGAACCUUGAAGAUAAGCUGGUAGCCUUGCAGGAACAGCUGGAAUUGUUGCCGGAGAUCCUGACCCGAUGCAUAGCGCAGAACCAGAACCAGCAGAACAGUAACGUGUCGUCAACCACGGAGUCCAGGCGCAAUUUCCUGCACCCCGAGUCGGCGGCCGCGGCUACCACGGGUGGCCUGAUGCAACCGUCCGCCUCGUCGCCGGCGGGCAGCAUCACCGGCGUCGGCGGCAACCCACUGAUGUUCCCGUCGUCUUCGGGCGCCCCGGGCGGCGGCAUGAUGAUGAUGGCCAUGGGCAACGGGUCCACCGUCAUGUCGCACUCGCGCAGCGUGCCGCCCACCGGCACCGGCGGCGCAUCCCAUUACCAUUGGCCCACCAGUCCCAUAUUGCCGCCCAUCAGCAGCCGCACGCCGCAUCUGGUACCCGAGCCCCUGCAGCCGUCCAGCUGAGCCCACGCCCGACCACCGCUCAUCGGAGCAAAAAUGUGUCAGCGUUCGUUUUGAAAUCAGCUAAACGACUUGGAAAAUAAAUAUUCAGAAUCGUCCACGUAUUCAAUUUGUCGACGUCAAUAUAUUAUGAAUAUAAUAAAAUAUAUUAUUAUUAUUGUUAAAAUACUUAAGUAGAAUUAAUUAAUGUUAUACACAAAAAAACUUUGUUAUUUCUACUAGAAAUUAGUAUGAAUUGCUCAGAAUAUAUAAGUGGAAUUUAAAAUUUCGUAUAGGACAUGUUCAACGAGAUAUGUAGAAUUGUAUACGCCUAAAAGGCUUUUAUUUUGAUUUUGAUUUUUUUAUUAUUGUUAAAAUUUAUAAAUUUAUAAAAUUUAAUUUUAAAAAUGUAAUUGUAUUAUUAAAUGUCUUUAUAGGUAGGUAUUUUAUCGCUUUAGAAUAAUUGCGCGUAACGUACAUUAUAUUUUUCUACGAAAAUCGAUUCUAAAUAACUAAUAAAAUCUUUAUAACAUUAAUUAAUAAUGAUAAUAAUUAAAUAAUCACUCAUUUAUAAUAAUAUACAUUUGGUAGAGCUUCAUUUUAAGAAUUAACGAUUUGGAUUAAAUAUAAUUUCACUAUACAAAAUAAUAUGAUGUCUAAACGAUAACUAUAUUAAUAAAUUAAUUGCAAACAUUUUUUACACAAUACAAUACAAAAUCUAAGGGACGUGCACCAAAUCCCAUGAUUAGUGUAAAUUUUAUUUUUAAAUAAUUGUUCUACUUAAAUGUUAAUCUAGAUAUUCAGUAUUAAGACGAAAUUAAACUAAUCAUUAUUUUUA
Sipha flava (yellow sugarcane aphid) is the source of this 4018-nucleotide messenger RNA. It is a transcript of the gene SK, whose product is annotated as small conductance calcium-activated potassium channel protein. The record is from RefSeq and is a predicted model, not a curated record. The transcript is spliced from 15 exons. NCBI's taxonomy places the organism in Eukaryota, Metazoa, Arthropoda, Insecta, Hemiptera, Aphididae. Gene Ontology annotation, cellular component: neuronal cell body; plasma membrane; neuron projection. The coding region runs from base 520 to 3204 and encodes 894 amino acids. Gene Ontology annotation, biological process: potassium ion transmembrane transport. Gene Ontology annotation, molecular function: small conductance calcium-activated potassium channel activity; calmodulin binding.